Molecule: messenger RNA, 3398 nt
Organism: Mycena citricolor
Lineage: Eukaryota; Fungi; Basidiomycota; Agaricomycetes; Agaricales; Mycenaceae
Source: the annotation of a GenBank genome assembly
GCACCCGGUCCAAGUCGUGGAAGUCAAAGUCAUAUCGGUCGUCACUUGCUACGGUUUCGACGAUCUCUUGAGGUGUUUUGUGGCCCCGCCACUCUUUCGAAUACUCCAUACGAAGGGAAGAAAACGGAGGAAAUCAAGAAAAGAAAAGAUAAGGAAAGAAAAGGAAAGCUGGGACGAGGCAAAAGAAAAGGCUGGCGCGGCCAAGGCGAAAGGAAAAAGCAAGAAAAGGCGCAUCUUAUCGGAGUCCACCGCCGUUGGUACGAGUCGUGAGCCGCGAAUCAAAGAUGAGAGCCUCGCGUCUGAUUGUUGCGGGCGCUAUGAUGAACAUAGGGGCUGGGCCCAAACGCGAAGGUAUGUAUAAAACGAUUGAUAGACUAGGCCGUAGGCCCCGAAUCCGCUGCAGCUCGCGACUCUGAAGUUGUAUGAUCCAGGAAAUGAGCGCCGAGAGGAGUGUCUCAAUAGUAUUGGGGCCUGGACAACCAAGGCCGCAGUGUCCACUCUGCGUCCGUGGGGUCGGAGAGUCCGGAUCGUUGUCUUGAUGCAUAGCGGUGAAAAGAGAUGUCGAAAGCCAUUCGAGACUGCGACGACCCGUGCGCGCAGAUAUCCGCAGACGCGAGGGAAUGGAUAUAAGUAGACAAUGGAUGGGACUGGCCCGGGGAAUCUUGAGAUCCAGGUCAGGCUUGCCACAACACCAUCAAACAACCUCACCAUGACCUCCCGCCUGAAGAAGAAAUUAGGCAAUCUGGGCAUAGACCCAGCCAGUGCCCGGGCGAAUGAGUCUUUCUGCCUUAUCGGAACACCCUUGCCCCCACUGGAAAAGUCGAGGGACACUGGCGAAUUCGUGCCUCUUUGGAAGCAAGAGGUGAGGGACGAGAAAGGACGGCGGAGGCUCCAUGGCGCGUUCACUGGUGGUUUCUCGGCGGGUUACUUCAACACUGUUGGCUCUAAAGAAGGAUGGGCACCUUCGACAUUCGUAUCCUCACGCGCCGACCGGUCGAAGAAGAAAGUAGCCUCACGGCCAGAGGACUUCAUGGACGAUGAAGAUCUCCAGGACAUCAAGGACAGCAGGAAUAUCGUCGAUACAACGGAGGAGAUGGAUCUCACCGCAGGCUCUGGGCUCAGCCGCGGGGACGAUAAGGAACAAGAUUCCGUCGCUCAUGCACUCGAGUCAUCCAUGCUUCCUGCAGCGAAAGACUCCGCAGGUGCACGCAUCCUCAAGAAGAUGGGCUGGAAAAUUGGCCAGGGCAUCGGCCCGCGAAUCACGCUUCGUCAACGGCGUCUGCAGGAUCUGCAAGCCGCCGGUCGACGCGAUGUGACCGAAGCUGAACUCGGCCUGCCCGAUGACCAUGCCGAGGCCGAUAAGCACACUUAUGCUCCGAGGGAUACUGCCGUGCUGGUCGUUGACCGCAAAGACAAUUUGCACGGGCUGGGUUAUCGACCGGGGAUGAGCUUGAAUGAGAGUACUAGCAGUGCUACUGGUGCCAAAGUAGGACCCAACAUUUCCGCUGGAUUUGGACUGGGUGCUCUGAACGACGCGGACGAAGAUGACUUGGAUGUGUAUGAUGGAGGAAAUACAACGCAAGGCCGGAAUCGUACUGCCUAUGACAUCAUUGACCGGGAAGAGGAGGAUAAGAUUUCGAUUGGCACCAAGAGGGAUGCCUCUCGCCCAGCGCCUCCAGUUGUCCCUUCGCAAGUCUUUCCCGACGGACAACCUGUACUAGCUGGUUUUGUCUUAUCCGACAAACCUGUCUCAGAGGACCGAUGGUUCCCGAUGCCAGAGAUACCCCAAGGAUGGAAGCCAGAUCCGCGGCGUGUAUGGGACAAGGAAAACAGUAAUCACACUGCUAGCGCUCCACCUCCCCUGGACAAACGCGCGCGAGACAGUAUAACGGCAGAUCAACGGGGGGCUAUCCUCGGCGAAACGCCGCUACCUUCGGCACCUCGGUCAGUAUUCGACUACAUGUCGCAAAAGGACCGCGACCGUAUCCAAAACAUGUCCAAGACGGAUGCAGAGGCUCCGGGCCCCUCGUUACCUCCGCCACCGGCCUCCAUUGUCAUCCCUCGCACGGAACCUCAUAUUGCACUCGCUGCAUUGCAGGGGGGAUUCGUCCCUUUCGCUACGAACGCCGACAAACAGGCACGCUACACGACGUACCUGGAAUCACAGACUGGCUCGGACAGCGCCCCAGCAGCGCCCAAGUUGCUUCCGCAUCAACCCAUCGACGAAUACAACAAAGAACUCGAAGACUAUGCCAAGGCGGCACUCCUGUUCAAGCCGCUUUCCGGUGCCAUGGCAGGCCGGUUCCAGUCCGCUAGUGUCGUCGAGCACGGGCCGCAGAUGAAAGAAGGGCUGUAUACACCCACUGCGGAGGACCACGCGAGAAAGGAGGCCGAGGUGCGGAAGAUGGCGGAGGAGAGGGUUACGCCCAAGCAGAAUGCAGCGCGACACGGGAUGUACGGCCCGAUGACCCGGGAGUCGGUGCCCUGGCAGCCAGCGCGAUUAUUGUGCAAACGGUUCAAGGUGAAGGACCCGAACCCCGCCCCGGCGGAAGACGAGAGCUCGGCCGCGGAGCCGGGUGCCGCAACCUCUGCUGGCGGUGGUGCUUGGGAACAGUUCAGCUCCGCAGCAGCCGCAGGAUCCUCAUCUGCUGGAACUUCUGGGUCUGGGUCGCGAGGGCCUCGGGAUUUGGCGAACAUCGGGCUGGGAGAAGACGAGUCUCAAGGACGAGACACUCUUACCUAUCAACGGCCUGCGAUGGAUGUCUUCAAAGCGAUCUUCGCAAGCGACGACGAAGACAGCGACGACGAGGAACCGGCGAAAGACCCGGAGCCCGACCCGGAACCAAUGGCUGUCGACGAGCCCAAGCUAGCGGACGAGGACGUGUCUAUGCCAGAGGCAGCAGCACCGCCGCCAACGGUACCCCCAGCCGAAGAAGGGCCGGUCGAUCUCGCCACAUUCAAGCCGACAUUUAUCCCGCGCGACGGAAAAGGCAAGAAAGCGGCGGAUGGAACGCAGGACACCGACAAGAAACGGGACAGCAGAAAGCGGGACAGGAAAGAGAGGACCAAUCGCGUGCUGGUGUCAUUCGAGGACGACGACGACGGCGCGGCGGGCGGAUUGCAGAUCACGCCCAAAGAGAAGCCGAGCAAGAAGAAGAGACGGAAGGAGAAGCGCAAGGACGCCGCCGAGGACGUCGACGACGACGCGAUGUGGGUCGAGAAGCCCGUUCCCGCUGUUGUACAGGCCCGUGCGGCCAGUCCGUCUCUUGAUGUCAAUGUCGGCGGAUCCGUGGCGCCGAAUCCUGAAAUCUUGCCGAAAGGGAGGAAACGUGCUAUAGAUUUCAUGUAGAUUAGCAGAUAGUGAUCGUAUGUCAACGAACAGGUCAUGAGAGUCACAA